This is a messenger RNA of Cucurbitaria berberidis CBS 394.84, 1407 nucleotides long. RefSeq lists its product as uncharacterized. Bases 1 to 1407 code for a protein of 468 amino acids. NCBI's taxonomy places the organism in Eukaryota, Fungi, Ascomycota, Dothideomycetes, Pleosporales, Cucurbitariaceae. The record is from RefSeq and is a predicted model, not a curated record. The transcript has a single exon.
AUGCGUGACAUCUACGAGAGAGCUUGGAACGUUGUAAUCUGGUUGGGUCAAGGUUGGGACAACUUCCACCUAGUUAUGCGGUACCUGGAGCAAAUGGGCCAAAAUCAGAGCUUCCACAUACACCCAGCUAUAAACCCAAGCCUUCAGCUCGAUGGAAGAGAUAUCACGGCUCCUGAGAUCCAGAAAGGACUGAAGAUGUUCUUUGGCUCUUCUUGGUGGACGCGUGUAUGGACUGUCCAGGAGUAUCUAUUGUCUCGACGAUCCGUGUUCCAAUGCGGCCGGUACCUGCUCGACAGAAAUGUUGCAAGACAGGGUGUGCAGAGUUACUUCCAUCACUUGGAGCGAUGCUGCUCCGCUUUGAGGUCUGACUGCCCUAAUCACAACGACAUCUUCAAAAGUUUGAUCGUCAUGGAAAAUGUGGAAUACAUUCGCUUACUUCUCCAAGAUGUAUCCCUGCCAUACAUUUUCAGCCAAUUCCGAAACACGAGAGACGCAACCGACAUGCGUGACAAAAUCUUUGGGAUGCUCGGGCUUGCACGGGGCCAGUACCAAAACAUAAUCCGACCAAACUACCUGCUCUCAACAGAACAGAACUUCGAACUAGCAACUGUGGAAAUUAUGAAGAACACAAGGCCGUUGGAGAUCCUAAGCCACAUUCCUGUUGCUGGUGAACGGAAUCUCAGCUUACCGUCAUAUGUCCCCGAUUGGACGGUGUCGGCCAAAGACGACUAUUACUACACAGAUUGGCUGAACUGGGUAGGUCAUCUGCAUCUCUAUAAUGCGUGCAAAGAUGAGGUUGCAGACCUCGAAAUUAUUGAGCCAGGAGUGCUUGCGCUCAAAGGGAGUGUAAUCGAGGAGAUUGACCUGGUCGGAUCUGUGCCUGGUAGUGUGUCAUAUGGUGCCUUUCUGGAAGAACUGAUCUCACUUGCAGCGAUAUGUAAGGAUGCAAACAGAGAUCCAAUAGUAGUAGAUUGGGCACCGAAGACAGCGUUCUGGUCAGUAAUAUGCGGCACCAUGGAAAACUAUCUCGACUCAGACAGAGACAACCGUCCAUUCUACCGCCGCAUCCUACCCCUAAGUAGCUUCGAACGUUUCGACAAAUGGAUUUCAUGGUACCCAUCAAAUUCAGCAAUUGGAAUGGAUGCCGAAGUUCUUUCCACCCACCGUCCAUUCAUAGUUGUAAGCGCGGGGCGGAAAUUUGCUGUCACGAAGAAGGGACGGUUGGCUUGGUGUCCGGUCAAGUCGAACCCUGGGGAUGUCAUCGCCAUUUUAGCUGGUGGUAGUGUCCCUUUCGUCCUACGAAUAGGGGAUAAUGGUAGAUACACUGUCGUUGGAGACGCGUACAUUCAAGGGAUCAUGGAUGGAGAGAUAUUGACAGAUGAUUUGGAGUUUAUUGAGUUGAUCUAA